Molecule: messenger RNA, 1710 nt
Organism: Salpingoeca rosetta
Lineage: Eukaryota; Choanoflagellata; Craspedida; Salpingoecidae
Exons: 2
Coding region: 55-1638 (527 amino acids)
Biological process (GO): positive regulation of inflammatory response
Cellular component (GO): cytoplasm
Molecular function (GO): protein binding
Source: RefSeq, a predicted model, not a curated record
CAGAGCACCACCUCCACCUCCACGAGCACGCGCACGCGCAGCAUCCCUGCUGACAUGCUAUGCCCUGUGCAGCACCGUGAGCUUCAGGAUCAAACACUCGACGAAACACAGGCUGACUGCAGUGGUAGCGAAGACCGCAGCACCCCCAGCAAAACCCGCAGCAAAAAAGGCCUUGACAACCGCCGUGAGCGUGAGCACCACCACAACGACAACGACAACGACGAGACAGACAACAUCGAAAACGAAAACGAUAAUGAGGAGGGCAAAGACUGCGACGACAACAACGACAACGACAACGACAAAGCCCAAGACGGUGGCGGGAGCAGCAGCAGCAGCAGCAGCAGCAGCAGCAGUCGCAAGCACGACAGUGAAGAAGAUUGCGGCCAAUGGACCGAGGAGGAAGAGUAUGGAACGCACUUGCUGCAUCUCGACGAUUACACGCUUGAGAGAAUUGCAGCGCACCUGGACAUUGUGGCAUUAAGUCGCCUUGCUCAGACAUGCAGGCGGCUGCACCAGCUGCGCUGGCCAACCGUUGACCUGAGCGUGGUGAUUGAUGCGCCCAACAGAAUCAGCUCCACCAUCCCAAACGAGGCAUGGGAGCAGCUCCUGGCCAGGCAUCCAGUCAAGCUCGUGGUGGCCUGUCGCUUUGCGGCCUCGUGGGCCUUGCAGCAGCCCAUGCGUAUUCUGCGAAUGCGCUCUCUGCGCGACCUGCGGCUGCAGCGCAUCCACAUCCCCUUCCACGCCGUCUCCGAGCUGUGCUAUGCGCUGCGCUGCUUCAAGCCCCAUCUGACGCGCUUCGAACUCAACUGCGUCACAGUGAGCACCAAAGCGCUCCGCCUCAUCCUGGCCAACAUGCAAGAGCACGUACCCAUGUUGAGCCACCUGACGCUCCACGCAGUCUCGCUUCGCCCCGAGAUUGUCGGCAUCAUGGCGGCCAUGGUCCAAGGCAGCCGCGCACACGAGCCCGUGUCCGCUCAGCAAGGCCCAGGCCUGCGCGUGCUCGAGAUUAAAAACUGUACCGUGCACACGCUGACGCCAUUGGCAAAGGCACUUGCUGGCCGCAACGCCCUGCAGCAGCUCUCCAUUGUGGCACCGAGCAGCAAGUCCCGGUGCUCAGUAGGCCCAAUCUAUCGCAGCCUCGCCAGCAACAGGAGUGCACAGCUCGUCUCCUUGGACCUUGCGCACGGCAACUAUGCACACGCCCAUGUGCCAGACUUGCUGGGGUUCCUGUCCACAACCUCGUCCCUGCGCCACCUCGUGCUUCCGCCGAUACAGCUGGAGCGGGAUGAGCUCGCCCUCAUCGUCGAGACGCUGUCAAACCGCGACAUGCUCGUGUCGUUUGCGUGGUGCGGCGUGUCGUUUGAUGUCGUGGCAGCCGAGGCCUUGUGGGGCUGGGUGGAGCACAGUCAGAAGCUGACACGCUUGUCCCUGACCCACUGCGACAUUGCCGGCCCACGGAAAGUGCUCGAGCAGCUUGCAAAGGCCGCCGCGCGCGCCUUCUCGCCGCGGUGCGCACUCCGUCAGCUCGACAUGACGGGCAGCGAACUGUUUGCCUCACGGAGCCUUCGAAGGAACAUCCUGCCGCUCGCUGCAAAGCGCCGCAUCACUGUCAUCCACGAUGCUUCCGACAAUUCCUGAACGAGCACAACACAAGACCACGCCACAUCAGAGUACGCGCAAUGCAGCUCCACACACGUAUGAUGCAGCGCG